Messenger RNA from Eriocheir sinensis (Chinese mitten crab), 1473 nucleotides. Its product is annotated as phenoloxidase-activating factor 2-like. Gene Ontology annotation, biological process: proteolysis. Gene Ontology annotation, molecular function: serine-type endopeptidase activity. Lineage: Eukaryota; Metazoa; Arthropoda; Malacostraca; Decapoda; Varunidae. The transcript is spliced from 5 exons. The coding region runs from base 147 to 1280 and encodes 377 amino acids. The record is from RefSeq and is a predicted model, not a curated record.
GGGGGAGGAGCGGAGAGACAUUUGAAGGUCAGGAGAUGCUGGAAGGAUGCUGGCUGAAGGGGGAAGGAGGAAAGGUUUUAUAAGCAAAGGCGGGAGUGAGCCAAGGCAGUGCAUCCUCCAGCAGAUCUUUGCGAGAGUAAAGGAGGAUGAACACGAUGCUGCUGCUGUUGGUGGCGGCGGCCCUGGCGACGCAGGGCAGCGCCGGCAGCAGGGUGCGGCGGCAGGAGCAGCCCGCAGUGGCCAGCAGUGACCAGCAGGAACAGAGUUGCAGCAACGGCCAAGGGGUCUGCGUCCACUACAUCCUUUGUAUAAAUGGCACGGUCGCUACCGACGGCGAAGGGAUCAUCCAGGUUAAAACUGGUCCACCGUCCGAGCCACUCCCCAGUUCAGAGUGCAAGAAUUUAUUACAUGUCUGCUGCAGGAGGCCCCCGUCCCUGGACCCCGUCACCCCCUACGUCCCCUCCUGCGGCACCAGGAACCAUCAACGCAUCGAUACCAAACCAAGUGGUUUUAAGGAUGGCCAGGCACAGUUCGCGGAGUUCCCGUGGAUGGCAGCAGUCCUAAAGACCGUCACAUUUUCGAACGCAGGGCACCAGUAUAUCUGCGGCGGCUCCCUCAUCGACGCCUCUCUAGUCCUGACGGUGGCCCACUGCGUCAGUGACAUGCAUCCCGACAACAUCACUGUGCGUCUCGGGGCGUGGGACAUUCAGAGUAGCAACGAGAAAUAUCCCCACCAAGAUAGAAGAGUGUCAUCCGUCACCAUCCACCCUGACUACAACAAGUUAGGCGAUCUGUACAACGACUACGCCAUUCUCCACCUCAAAACCCCCGCAAACCUGACUGUCAACGUGGACACCGUCUGCCUGGGCACUAGUUACAUCAAAGACUCGUGCUUCGUCGCGGGCUGGGGCAAGGACAAGUUUGGCGAGCAGGGAAAGUAUCAUCAGUUGCCGAAGAAGCUGGAACUUUCGGUCUGGGAUAAUGAUACUUGCCAAAACACCCUCCGCACCACCUCGCUGGGCCGUUACUUCAGCCUCGACCAGUCCUUCAUAUGUGCUGGCGGGGAGGCGGGUAAGGACACCUGCACUGGCGACGGCGGCUCCGCUUUGGUGUGCCAGAGCCCGUACGCGGACAUUGGCCAGGGGGAGAGCUAUAUACUGGUGGGCAUGGUGGCAUGGGGCGUCGGCUGCGGCGAUCCCGACAUUCCUGGCGUGUACGCCUCAGUGCCCUUCGCUUACGACUGGAUAACAGAUCAAAGUUUAUUAGCCCUCCUUUCCUAGCUGGAGAUGCAGGGCGUGCUGGGAUACUCAUGAUACAUACUAAAGCCUCCGCCACUCAUGGUUAAAAACCUUAUUAAAUUGGGGGAAACCAGAGACAGUUUCGUUAAUAUUUAGAUUUAUGAAUAAGGUUGACUUUUCCGGGUGAUUACGAAACAUGUGCAACAAUAUAAUAGUUGAUUGAAUACAAAUUAUA